Molecule: messenger RNA, 1823 nt
Organism: Populus nigra (black poplar)
Lineage: Eukaryota; Viridiplantae; Streptophyta; Magnoliopsida; Malpighiales; Salicaceae
Product: DEAD-box ATP-dependent RNA helicase 15-like
Exons: 12
Coding region: 178-1464 (428 amino acids)
Molecular function (GO): ATP binding; RNA helicase activity; RNA binding
Source: RefSeq, a predicted model, not a curated record
GAGCCUUAUGCCUCUAUCUUAUUGAGCUCUGCGCUACUGGCCUUUGCUCUCUCUCUUUCUAUCUCUCUUAAAAAAGUAUUUUCUUUAAAUUUCUCGCUAACCGUUUUACUUUGCAGCAAACCCUAACCCUAACCCUGAGCCCCCAAACCCCGUCUUCAUUUUACUUUCGCAGAAACCAUGGGUGAAACAAGAGACAACGAUGCUUACGAGGAGGAGCUUCUCGACUACGAAGAAGAAGAUGACAAAGCACCUGACUCCGUCGGAGCUAAAGUUAACGGCGAAGCCGUUAAGAAGGGAUAUGUUGGAAUUCACAGUUCGGGAUUCAGAGACUUCCUUUUGAAGCCAGAGCUUCUUCGGUCCAUUGUUGACUCGGGUUUUGAGCAUCCUUCUGAAGUGCAACAUGAAUGUAUUCCCCAAGCCAUCUUGGGAAUGGAUGUCAUCUGCCAAGCUAAAUCUGGAAUGGGAAAGACUGCUGUUUUUGUUCUGUCUACUCUUCAGCAAAUUGAGCCUACCACUGGACAAGUUAUUGCCCUUGUUCUAUGUCACACUAGAGAGUUGGCUUACCAGAUCUGUCAUGAGUUUGAGAGGUUCAGUACUUACUUGCCCGAUACAAAGGUUGCUGUUUUCUAUGGUGGUGUCAAUGUCAAAACUCACAAAGAUCUACUGAAAAAUGAAUGCCCUCAUGUUGUUGUUGGAACUCCUGGAAGAAUCCUGGCACUGGCUAGAGAUAAAGACCUUUCCUUGAAGAAUGUCAGGCAUUUUAUCCUUGAUGAAUGUGACAAAAUGCUGGAAUCACUCGACAUGAGGAGAGAUGUUCAGGAGAUCUUCAAGAUGACUCCUCAUGAUAAGCAAGUUAUGAUGUUUUCUGCAACACUCAGCAAAGAAAUCCGCCCAGUUUGCAAAAAAUUCAUGCAAGAUCCAAUGGAAAUUUACGUCGAUGAUGAAGCCAAGUUGACCCUCCAUGGUCUUGUACAGCACUACAUCAAACUGACUGAGCUGGAGAAAAAUCGGAAGUUGAACGAUCUUCUUGAUGCAUUGGACUUCAAUCAAGUUGUUAUCUUUGUUAAAAGUGUGAGCAGAGCAGCUGAGUUGAACAAGUUACUUGUGGAGUGUAAUUUCCCCUCUAUUUGCAUCCAUUCUGGCAUGUCACAGGAAGAAAGGUUGAUGCGCUACAAGGGUUUCAAGGAGGGUCAUAAAAGGAUUCUUGUUGCCACUGAUUUGGUUGGCAGGGGUAUUGAUAUUGAACGUGUCAACAUUGUUAUUAACUAUGACAUGCCAGACUCUGCUGACACUUACUUGCACAGGGUUGGUAGAGCUGGUAGGUUUGGCACAAAGGGCCUUGCAAUUACCUUUGUAUCAUCAGCUUCCGACUCUGAUGUUCUCAACCAGGUUCAAGAGAGGUUUGAGGUGGAUAUAAAGGAGCUACCGGAGCAGAUUGAUACAUCUACAUAUAUGCCAUCUUAAACGAGAUUCAAUCAGCAAAUGGUGGAUUCUGAUGGUGGUAGUCCCUUUCUAUCUUAUUUGUUCUGCAUACUGCCUAAUGGUUUGUAUUGGUGAAUCUACUCAAUGGUGUAUGCUACUUUUGAACUACCUGUAGCCUUUGGGACUCUUGGGGCCGUGCUUUUUUGGACGUAGAGUUUGCUAGACUUGCUCAUGAAUUAUUGGUGCUUCAGUAACUACUCGCAGCAUAACUAGUUUAGAUUUGCAGGAGAGCGCCAUGUUAUCAUAUGUAUUAAUGUUUUAGAUAAGCUAAAAUUGAAAUAUUUUUAGUGCUUUUUUGCUUUUUUUAUGUUAGCUUAGCCUUGGUGGCUUUUGAUUGGUAA